GUCAAACCAAAGUUUUUUGGUUACAUCAUUUGCUUUUUGUAGACAUCAUAAAUUGGGAAGAAAAACAUAGUGAAAAACUUUACAGAGACAGAAAAAUAAUAGUAAAAUAAGUGGAAUUUAAUUUAGCUGCAUUGGAGGCAGUCGGGCUCGAGUUGACAGCAGUGCGUGAGCUGAAGACGCGCCUAAAAUGACUGAAAACAAUCAGCCACUUUUCAAUUGAAUAUAUACCAACACUCGCGUUUCACAAUAUCGUGUACACUCUUAGUAAAAAUAUACAAAGCAUACUCUGAAAAAUAUCGAGUUGUGCAAACUUUGAAAAACUUUUCGUUAGUGACAAUUUAAUGACAAGUUGAUUUUCAUUGCUUUGUCGGAUAACAACGAAGAUUAUAACGAGCUAUUUUAUUUCGAUAAAGAUUUUGUUUUUCACCUUGACCUUUUGUUAUACUGUCACUCGCUUGUAAGCUGUUAAAAAGUAUUGUUGGAUAAUAUAAUAUAAUAUAAUUGCAUUGUUUAUAUUAAGAACGUUUUAUUUUGGUUAUAAUGGCGGCCUAUUUGAAUCGCACUAUAUCGAUGGUGACUGGAAAUGGCGCCACUGCUAAUGCAAACACCGGCGCUACCACAUCAAACUAUAAUACCAAUGCAUUGAUGGUCGAAAAUCGUACUAUGCAAAAUGCGAUUGACAAAUCGCCAUUGCAGGUGUUUGUUAGAGCUAAAAAGAAGAUCAACGAUAUCUAUGGUGAGAUUGAGGAAUAUGUUGUGGAAACUACACAGUUUAUCAAUGCACUGCAUGCUGAAGCGGAAAUUGUGGACAAAGCUGAACGUGAGCUAUUCGAGAGUUAUGUAAACAAAGUUGCGGCUAUACGUGAAGUACUUACUAGGGAUCACAUGAAAGUCGCUUUCUUCGGGCGCACAUCGAAUGGCAAAAGUUCUGUUAUAAAUGCCAUGUUGCGUGAAAAGAUUCUACCUAGCGGUAUAGGUCAUACAACAAAUUGCUUUUGUCAAGUGGAAGGUUGUGAUGGACAAGAAGCCUAUUUGAUGACAGAGGGUUCGAAUGAAAAACUCAAUGUGGUGAAUAUCAAACAACUAGCAAAUGCACUUUGCCAGGAAAAGCUUAGCGAAAGCUCAUUGGUACGAAUUUUUUGGCCAAGAGAGCGUUGCAGUCUCUUGCGUGACGAUGUUGUCUUCGUGGACUCACCAGGUGUGGAUGUAUCAGCCAAUUUAGAUGAUUGGAUAGAUAAUCACUGUAUUAAUGCCGAUGUCUUUGUGCUCGUCCUAAAUGCGGAAUCAACUAUGACACGCGCUGAAAAACAAUUCUUUCACACAGUUUCGCAAAAAUUGUCUAAACCAAACAUUUUUGUAUUGAACAAUCGUUGGGAUGCUUCGGCUAAUGAGCCUGAAUUUCAAGAUUCGGUAAAGUCGCAGCAUACAGAGCGUUGCAUUGACUUUUUAACGAAGGAGUUGAAAGUUAGCAAUGAAAAGGAGGCAGCUGAACGCGUAUUUUUCGUUUCAGCACGUGAAACUCUACAGGCUCGUCUUGAGGAAGCGAAAGGUAAUCCACCGCAUCUGGGCGCCAUUGCCGAAGGCUUCCAAGUACGUUAUUUCGAGUUCCAAGAUUUCGAGCGUAAAUUCGAAGAAUGUAUCUCACAAAGUGCUGUCAAGACUAAAUUCGAACAACACAGCUCACGUGGCAAAAGUCUCUCCGGCGACAUGUGUUCAAUGUUGGAUAACAUACACGAACGCACUACUAUAUUCCGCAAUCUGAAAUUAGAUCAAAAAACACUGCUAACGGAACGUAUACAAGGCACAGAGACGCAAAUGAUGCAAGUAACCAGAGAUAUGAAAUUGAAAAUACACAAUAUGGUGGAAGAGGUUGAGCAGAAGGUGUCGAAAGCGCUCAAUGAGGAAAUCUGGCGUUUAGGUGUAUUGAUCGAUGAAUUCAAUAUGCCAUUCCAUCCGGAGCCUUUAGUAUUGAAUAUCUAUAAGAAAGAACUAAACUCACAUGUUGAGUCUGGUUUGGGCUCGAACUUGCGCGCUAGACUUUCAAUGGCUUUAGCAAUGAAUGUGGAGGCAGCACAACGUGAGAUGACAGAUCGCAUGUACACCUUGGUGCCGAACGAAAAGGUGGCCGUACAAACGAAAAUCGCCACCCGCACACAACCCUUUGAAAUGUUAUAUUCCUUGAAUUGCCAGAAUUUGUGUGCCGACUUUCAAGAGGAUCUCGAGUUUAAAUUCUCCUGGGGCAUUACGGCGAUGAUUCAGCGCUUUACUGGUAAAGUGCGUGAGCGCAAUAAGAAGGGACCAGCCGCUUUGAUGAACAGGCCAAGUAGUAUUGGUAAUUUAUCACCUUCCACACCCGGCACCGAUACGCCUUUAUGUCUGAUACCACGCCCGGUUGGCGGCAUUACACAGGAACAACUCUCCGUGAUUUCACGUUUCGCGCUGGCUUCAGUUGGCUCUCAGGGUACCGUAGGUGGACUCAUUGUUGCGGGCAUUAUGCUCAAGACCAUCGGUUGGCGCGUAUUGCUCGGCGUUGGCGCUCUGUAUGGUUGUAUAUAUUUGUAUGAACGCCUCUCUUGGACAAAUUCAGCGAAAGAGCGUGCAUUCAAAUCUCAAUAUGUACGCCAUGCAACUAAGAAACUGAAAAUGAUUGUCGAUUUGACAUCAGCGAACUGCAGUCAUCAAGUUCAACAAGAAUUAUCCAGCACUUUUGCCCGUCUCUGUCGUUUGGUAGACAACGCCACCACUGAUAUGAAUGAAGAACUUAAAAACCUUGAAUCCCAACUCACUGUACUUGAGUCCAAUCAGAAGCAGUUGAAGCUGUUACGUAAUAAGGCCAAUUAUAUUCAAAAUGAAUUGGAUAUUUUCGAAAAUAACUACAUUAGGAUAAACUAGUAAUACAAUUUAGUAUCAAACGAAAUAAGUUAAAAGAAUGCAUGCACUUGACGUGUUGUACGCGCAUACCUUGCAUGCAUGCGGCUUUACAGCCGACCUGGAUGUGCGCGUGUAGUGAAAAAGGGAAACAGAAACCGACUCAGCGCCUGUACUCAAUUCCCAAUGCUGAUUGGUUUUCUUUUUUUUUUUACAUUAACCGAAUUGCUUUUUGUUGAUCUUUCAUCUUCAUAUAUACCAGUUUACAUACAUUUAUUUAAUUAUAUUCUACAUUGAAACCCUACGUAUUGAUUGUGUUGCUCAUACUUAUACUCUGCAAGUACAUACCUUUAUACAAAUAUAUAUUUUCUUUUAACAAUUACUACAACCUUACUAUUUCUACUGUGGUCCGAGGUCAACGGCAUUUGGCGAUUUAGCGGUUUGGCAAUUGCGAUAAGUAGUUAUUACGAUAUCUAAAUAAAUAUGUAUUGUUUUUGUUAAUGGCAAAAAAGCUAACACUGAAGAACUAUUUUGUUUAAUUGUACAUACACACUAUAAUAUAUUUCAUGAUAAUAUUUAGCUAAGUGGCCAUAAAAAGCUAAUGAAACAGUUUAAUAAAUAAAAUUGAGCAUAAAAAUUGAAA
Molecule: messenger RNA, 3511 nt
Organism: Ceratitis capitata (Mediterranean fruit fly)
Lineage: Eukaryota; Metazoa; Arthropoda; Insecta; Diptera; Tephritidae
Gene: Marf
Product: transmembrane GTPase Marf
Exons: 10
Coding region: 541-2892 (783 amino acids)
Biological process (GO): mitochondrion localization; mitochondrial fusion
Cellular component (GO): mitochondrial outer membrane
Molecular function (GO): GTPase activity; GTP binding
Source: RefSeq, a predicted model, not a curated record